Molecule: messenger RNA, 2295 nt
Organism: Cylindrotheca closterium
Lineage: Eukaryota; Bacillariophyta; Bacillariophyceae; Bacillariales; Bacillariaceae
Source: the annotation of a GenBank genome assembly
AUGUCUGGAAACGGAGACAAAGAGAAGGACAUUGCCCUCUGCGCCAGUUGCGAUCGUUGUCGUUCACGCAAGACGAAAUGUGAUGGUGCUCGCCCAUGUGCAAAUUGUGCUGCCAAGUACAUGAAGAAGCACAAGCUUACAAGCGUUGAAGGCAUCCCCCCUGAAGCAUUUGAAUGUCACUAUUCACCAGCCAAACGCCGAGGCCCUGUGCCUGGACGAUCUGGCCAAUCCCGCAAAGCUAGUGAAGCCUUUGGACGAGGCAUGGGUGGAGGGUUUGACGGUAUGGACAAUUUUCAAUCAAACGGGAUGGGCGCUGUUGGAGGUAUGGGUGGCGUUCAGUCCAUGGAAGAACUGCAGCUUAGACAAAUCAUGAUGCAAGCCAAUAUGGGCGGGCAUCAAGGGUUGGGGGGUGCUUUGGAUCAGGGACCAUCGUUCUUGGACACCCAACAAGCGGCCAUUCAACAACAGAUCAACUUGAUCCAGCAACUGCAGGCCCAACAAAACUUGGAAGGAAGAGCUGUUGCACUGGCGGCUGUUUCGGCUGCUGCCGAUAUGGAACCCCCUGCUCGGCGUUUGAAAACGGAGCCUCCCAAACAAGCCAAUAACGGCGGCAACAACAAUGGAGGUGGUGGUGGUAGUACUGCUGGGAGCAAUAACCGCGAUGCCAAUGGAGUUCCACGCACCAUUGCUGCUCAUACUCACUUGUUGGAACUAAGUGAUCCAGAUGGUUCUCGAUUGCGCGCAUAUUACAGAUUAAGUGUGGACGAACUCUUUGGAUUUCCACCCACCCCCACGGACGAAGAAUACUGCAUGCGAUUGAACAUCCCAGGCAUGACACCGCGCAUGAUUCCUGGAACCCACCUAGCGGCACUCAGUGCGGCCAGAUUUGCCGAAGUCGCCUUGGGUGCUGUUGUCCACAAUGAAGUUUCCUUGGGAAUGGAAUUGUGUAACGCUGUUGUCCACUGUCUUCGAGAGUCGGUUCAAGAACCUGUUCAACCACCUUAUAUGUUUGAAGUUGCGAGGUCCUACUUUUUGUUGGGAGUAUUCCGAGCAUUCCGAGGUGACAUGGUUCGCUAUUUCAAGUAUCGUCGGGUUUGUCUGACUUAUAUUUCCAAACUCGAGAAUGAUGCUAGUGCUGCAACAUUACUGGCAGCAGUUGCUUUCUUGGAUGCCUGGGCCUACAUGAUCUACAAUGCUGAUGAGCAGCGACUUCCCAACAUUGACAAAACAAUUCCACCUGUGGAAGGAUCAAUGCAAGCAAUUGGGUCAACUGCUACCGAACUCGAAUACAACGUGAAGACCAACCCAGGGCAAAUUGCAUCCGAUCCGAAGAAUCAGAACUGGAUCCAAGGUGCUCCUCCAAUUUACCUCAACAACGAAGCUCCUCUUCCUGCUCGAUCUUUGGAUGCUCUAGCUUGUGCUGUUCGAACCUGCUGUGACCAAGCCAAUGGGCGUUUUGCUGCCAUCUCCAAAGAGGCCAAGACCACCAACAUGGAAGCCAUUCCUCAAGAAACAAUCAUUACUCCAACGACGACUGCCGUUCUAGCCCACGAGAAUGAACUUUGCAGCCGAAAUAUGGUGCUUUCGGCAUUUUCUCUUUUGCAGCAAUACGAGUCUGCAACUCCAUCGUCUCACAAGAACCAAGGUAUCCACUUGAUUAUUUCAGCUUUGGAUGCCUUUUUAGACAAUGGCGACGAAGAAGAGAAUGGAGGCUUUACUGAUGCACAGAUCCAAUCGCUGCUCAGUGUCUGCAAUACCACAAUUGAAAAUCCUCUCUUGUUGCACCACGGAGGACCAACUUACCACAUGGUAUCAAACGCUGCAAUCAUGCUUUGCCAUCUUCUCAAUGGCAUGUACGCCAUGAAGGGACCUGAACUCCUCAAGGCACAAGAAGGAGACAUGGAAGCUGCCAUGUUUGAAGAGGUCUUGGACACAUUCAUUGCUGUCCGAAAGCUCUUGAUGAUCCACAGAAGAAAGCUGCCUGCCAAGCUGAGGUGUCAUGGAAUCCCAAGAGCUCCUAUUGGAGUUCCACAAGAGGCCAUGUCAUUCAUUGAUCUCGGAGAGACCGUAUUAUGUUCCUGCAGAGGGUGCCAAGGUUUCGUGCUGAUGGCUUGCUCUCCAUGUGUUGCUGCGGAGCGAGCCCAAAAAGCAGCCGACAAGAGAAAGCUCGAAACAGGAAUCGAGGGCAAAUUCGAUUCCACGGAUAUGGACCAAGACUUGGCCGACCUUGAUAACGACUUCAACUUGGACGAUGAUGCACUGCUUGGGAUGCUUUCUCAACUGAUAAACACGUAG